UGACCCUCUUCUCUCCUAUUCAACUAGAGCGCGCUCUGGAACAAUUCGGUUCCAACAGUCGUAUACUUGAAUAUAUAAUUUUGGGCAUUUUUUGAAUGUGAAAAACCAGGUUUAAUCGGAUGUAGAAUUGCAAGCUCAAAAUCUAGGAACAAUCUGCGGAUGGGAGUUGUGGUGAAAUAACAGAGCCCGGCCUUCUUCUAGGGUUGCAGCUCUCCGCACCAAUGGCGCUGCUCUCGCCGCAUCUCUUCUCCCUGCCCUUUUCUGUCUCUCAUCAGGAACCAUUCCUCAUCUCUUUCUCCUAUCGGAGGCAAGUCCACCGCCGGCGAAAUCAAACUGUCACCGCCUUCAGAGCCUCAUGGGAGCUCGCGGGGGUCUUGAUCUUCUCGGCAAUUCCUUUUGCGGCGGUGAAAGCCGUCGCGAACAGUUCGGUCGGGGAAAUGCUUCGUCGGAGGCUUGAGGAUACGAAGAAGGAGGCUGCGGAGAGGUCUUCCAGGUUCGAGGCACUCGCUCGAAAGGCUAAAGAAGCAAGUCCAUGGUAUGGAAGAAGCCGCCCUAAAUGGCUUGGUCCCAUCCAAUUUAACUACCCACAAUAUCUUACUGGGGAGUACCCUGGUGAUUAUGGAUUCGAUGUGGCAAGCUUGGGCAAGGAUCCUGUGACGCUACAAAAAUAUUUUAACUUUGAAAUUCUUCAUGCUCGUUGGGCCAUGCUCGGAUCUCUUGGAGUUUUUGUUCCUGAACUAUUAGACCUUCUUGGCAUCGUGCAUUUUGUUGAGCCAGUGUGGUGGAGAGUAGGGUAUGCUAAGCUUCAGGGUGACACUCUUGAUUAUCUGGGAUUUCAUAUUGCUGGUAGUCAAGGAGUAAUCGUCAUAGCUAUCUGUCAAGCUCUUUUAAUGGUUGGGCCAGAGUAUGCUAGAUAUUGUGGGAUAGAAGCAUUGGAACCACUGGGCAUCUAUCUCCCAGGGAACAAAAACUAUCCUGGAGGUUUACUCUUCGAUCCACUCGGCCUUUCGAACGAUCCAUCGGCUUUUGAAGAGCUUAAGGUGAAGGAGAUUAAAAAUGGCCGCUUGGCAAUGGUUGCUUGGUUAGGUUUCUUUCUUCAAGCAGCUCUGACCGGAAAAGGCCCUCUCCAGAAUUUACUUGAUUUCAUAUCAGACCCUCUUCACAACAAUGCUAUAUCUCUCUUAAAGCGAUUUUAAGCUCAACAAUUCUCAAGGAUUGUUAUGCAGACUUUCUAUAUUUGGAAAGCAGUCUUAAAUCAGUUGUAUAUCUCUAUUGUAUGUAAAAUAUGUGAUUAUUAAAUCACUUUUAGACUAUAUAUAUAUAUAUACACACACACUUUUUUGAU
Molecule: messenger RNA, 1345 nt
Organism: Phalaenopsis equestris
Lineage: Eukaryota; Viridiplantae; Streptophyta; Magnoliopsida; Asparagales; Orchidaceae
Product: chlorophyll a-b binding protein of LHCII type 1
Exons: 6
Coding region: 222-1196 (324 amino acids)
Biological process (GO): response to light stimulus; photosynthesis, light harvesting in photosystem I
Cellular component (GO): membrane
Source: RefSeq, a predicted model, not a curated record